CACACUCACUCUCGCUUCUCUCGCUCUCUCUGCGAAAAAGAAGAAGAAGAAGAAGAAAAGGACAGCAGGCAUGGCCAUUUCGUGCCCAGAAGCCACCGACCUCACCACUGCACCCUACUCAAGAGAGCAAAAACUUUCCAUCACAGACACCGAAAACGCCAACACCAAUAGGACCUUGUCAUUCUCUUCAGUCAAACUACCCCACCUCACCGACUUCCUCCACGAUCUCCAAAUCCACCCCAACCCAUUAGACCACAACCCAUUCUACCGUCCCUCCGACGGCUUCUACAUCUCCCACACCGACGUUAUCCUCCGACACAUCCUCUUCGAUCUCUCCUCUCCCCCCCACUCCACCACCUACCAUCGAGCAGGCCCGCGCAACCGAGUCUUCUUCGAUCCUUGUCAAACCCGGGCUGCCAUCGUCACGUGCGGGGGGCUCUGCCCCGGUCUCAACACCGUCAUCAGGGAGCUGGUCGUGGCCCUCUGGGACCUCUACGGGGUGCGUCAGAUAUUCGGGGUGAAGGCUGGCUACAGGGGAUUCUACUCCUCGGAGCCUGUGGAGCUGAAUCCCAAGCUGGCCCACAGCUGGCACAAGAUGGGCGGCACUGUGCUUGAGACCUCUAGGGGCGGUUUUGAUCUUCACAAGAUCGUCGAUGCUAUCCGAGAUCGCGGCUUUAACCAGGUGUACAUCAUAGGUGGAGAUGGCGCAAUGCGUGGGGCUGUGAAGAUAUUUGAUGAAAUCCGUUGCCGGAAACUGAAUAUUGCAGUUGUUGGGAUCCCCAAAACCGUAGACAAUGAUAUUGGAAUCAUUGACAGAUCAUUUGGAUUCCAGACAGCAGUAGAAAUGGCACAGCAAGCAAUAAGUGCAGCUCAUGUGGAGGCUCAGAGUGCAGUUAACGGAAUAGGGCUAGUGAAGCUGAUGGGUCGAAGCACAGGUCACAUUGCCCUUUAUGCAACAUUGAGCAGCCGCGAUGUGGACUGCUGCUUGAUUCCUGAGACUGAGUUUUACUUGGAAGGAAAAGGAGGGCUGUUUGAAUUUCUUGAGCAGCGGCUGAAGGAUAAUGGGCAUGCGGUACUAGUAGUUGCUGAAGGGGCUGGACAGGAUAUGAUACCAAGGACUGAUGCACAGAAGGAGGAGAGGGAUGAAUCUGGGAACCCUGUCUUCUUAGACAUUGGUGGGUGGUUGAAGUCAGAGCUAAAGAAUUGGUGGACAAGAGACCAUCCAAAUGAGUUGUUCACUGUAAAGUACAUAGAUCCAACAUACAUGAUACGAGCAGUUCCUGCAAAUUCUACAGAUAACCUGUACUGUACACUUCUAGCACACUCGGCAAUUCAUGGGAUUAUGGCAGGGUACACUGGAUUUGUAGCUGGUCCUAUAAAUGGAAACUAUGCCUAUAUACCAUUGGAGGAGGUGGCACAGGCUAAGAAUGAAGUUGACAUAAAAGACCACAAAUGGGCAUGGGUCAGAUCUGUCACCAACCAGCCCGAUUUUGUGAGGAACUAAACAUUGAACCACGCGGUUCUUCGUUAAGGAGUGUCUCAUCCAGGCUUUGUGGUCUCUUAAAGUGAUUCUCACCGAUCGAGUGUUUAUGGCCUAUUGAACUGGACAUCAGGUUUCAGAUUAUUGCUUGCUGGUAAUGUUUUUACUAUUUGGUAGCAAUACAAGCAAUAGAAAAGUUAGUUUUUUUGGUGCUGUUGUGGCUGUGUUUGAUUUGUGAAGUAUCGGAUGAAGAAAAAUAUAUAGCUGAUGGAUAUUUUCUUGGAGAAACUACACUUACCCCCA
Messenger RNA from Corylus avellana, 1783 nucleotides. RefSeq names its product phosphofructokinase 2 (gene PFK2). Gene Ontology annotation, biological process: glycolytic process; fructose 6-phosphate metabolic process. The record is from RefSeq and is a predicted model, not a curated record. Gene Ontology annotation, molecular function: 6-phosphofructokinase activity; ATP binding. Lineage: Eukaryota; Viridiplantae; Streptophyta; Magnoliopsida; Fagales; Betulaceae.